AAUUGGGUUGUGAUGAAAGACGAGUCACCCAGAAAGCGAAGUAGUUUUAUUUAUGCAAACUUGACAACAGGAAGGAACAGCCAUGAUGUCUUGUAUCAAUGUUCUCACAUGCCAUCACUCAAUGCCUUUGAUUGUAGCCAAUCUCAAACGAGUUCUUAUGAGCUUGGGAACUUCAUUAAAAUAAGCCACAACAUAUGCGCCUUUUGAUCAUCAACUUGCUCCUUCCACUCUAGCUUGUCUGUUUCACUACGUGAUUUAAGUCUUAAUCUCACUCUGCUAGCAGGUUUUUGUUUUGAUCUGAUCUUCUUGGUGGGGAAGAACAUGGCCGAUUCCUUUGAUGAUGAGUGUGAUUAUCUGUUUAAGGCCGUCUUAAUCGGCGACUCGGCUGUCGGGAAAUCCAAUCUUCUCUCCAGAUUUGCCAGAGAUGAGUUUCACUUGGAUUCUAAACCCACCAUUGGGGUUGAAUUUGCUUACAGGAAUGUCAAGGUUGGGGAUAAACUCAUCAAGGCACAGAUAUGGGACACUGCAGGGCAAGAAAGAUUUAGAGCCAUAACAAGCUCUUAUUACCGUGGUGCACUAGGCGCAUUGCUAGUUUAUGACAUAACUCGAAAGGGAACCUUUGAGAACUUGAAGAAAUGGCUGCAUGAGCUGAGGGAGUUUGGCAGCUCAGGCAUGGUGGUAGUUCUUGUUGGCAACAAAUCCGAUUUGGACCACUCGCGGGAAGUUGGCACAGAAGAAGGCCGAACCCUCGCCAAGCUAGAAGGGAUUAGUUUUCUCGAGACCUCUGCGCUCGAAAACUUGAAUGUCGAAGAGGCUUUUCUCCAAAUGAUUACUCAAAUUCACCAAGUUACAAGUCAAAAGACCUUAGAAGCAAAGUCUAAUGACAUGGGGAUGGGGGCGCCAACCCUCCAUGGAGCAAAGCAAAUUAUCAAUGUUGAUGAAGUAUCUGCAACUAAACAUGCAACCUGUUGUUCAUAUUGAAACAAAAGAGGUAAUUUUGUUUUGGAGAAUAGUGGGAUUAAUACCAAAGUGAAGGAACAUUAAGAAUCAAAGUCUUUUCUUUCUUUCUUUCUUUUUUAUUUUUUGCUUCUUUUCCUUGUGCGGAAAAUUAAAUAGUCGAUCCUAUCUAAUAAGAUAAAAAAGUUACAACGUU
Molecule: messenger RNA, 1153 nt
Organism: Diospyros lotus (date-plum)
Lineage: Eukaryota; Viridiplantae; Streptophyta; Magnoliopsida; Ericales; Ebenaceae
Product: ras-related protein RABA6b-like
Exons: 2
Coding region: 322-981 (219 amino acids)
Cellular component (GO): endosome
Molecular function (GO): GTP binding; GTPase activity
Source: RefSeq, a predicted model, not a curated record